This is a messenger RNA of Sphaeroforma arctica JP610, 1371 nucleotides long. RefSeq lists its product as hypothetical. Lineage: Eukaryota; Ichthyosporea; Ichthyophonida. The record is from RefSeq and is a predicted model, not a curated record. Bases 1 to 1371 code for a protein of 456 amino acids. The transcript is spliced from 5 exons.
AUGAUUGGGGUCACCAAUCCGGUCAAGAACAAGGAAUUCUUAAGCCCCGAAAGUGAUCGUCGAGGCAUACCGGGUAUCGACUUUGUAAAACACAUGGAUAAUUUCGUGGCAGAAUUACUCCAGGCUAUAGUGUCCUUCCGGGCCGCACACAGCUUCUUCGCUUUUGUCGUUUACUUUGAGGAGUACCUUGGUGGCUGCCUGGGACUACACAUUGACUCGAUCGACAAUACAAACCCACUUGCCACACUUGCGAGACCCACUUGGACACGUAACAGACCGCCGGGUAAAUUCACGUCCAAUAUCUACGCAAAUUUAAAAUCAAGGGGCGGGUACACACCUCAACACAAAGAACUCCGUGAGCUUCGCGUGCAGAUCCAACAUAAUACCACCCAACGUCUCAUAACUAAGGAGAUAGCAGGCAAGGCUCACCGCCAAUACUACUAUCGACUUAUAAGAGAAGUAUCACGGACCGGGACAAGCCCUCCCAUGAUAGCUUUACCCACUGCUGUGAACCCCCCCCCCCCCCCCCCCCCAUCCGUCUUUAACACGGUCCUGUUUAAAUUGCCUGACUAUCGCACUGGUGGAUACUUCUGUCCUGUGUGCCCCGGAGAUAAGACUUUUUUUAUCCAGCCACUUUGCUUGUAUCCGUUUUCUAAUAAGGCGUGUUCUAGUGUGCUUUUUCUACCCCCAGUUGGACCGGACUUACUACAACAACUACAGAAUCGGGAGCCUGGGGACCCGCAGUCCCACAUCCGCGAAAAAUGUCGGGCCAGGCCGAUUGCGUUCGUCCCCAAGGACUCCUUGCCCAAUGACCAAUGGAAAUUGGACUUACAAAAAUCUAUCACAGACCUUUCUGCCCAGGUCAAUACUCUACAGGCCAAUAUCAACCAAAUUUUGGGACCGGAUCUACCAAACCCGAACAAUGAUGGGCCCAUCUCUAAGGAGCCUUUGACUGAUGACCAAUGGAAAUCAACCAUGCACCAAAUGCUCACUAACCUCUGUGCAAAAGUAAUCAACCUCGAAUCCGAACUCCGGGACCUUAAAUCGCAAACCCGUGCACCUAUAGAUGAAGACACAUCCGACACAUUCCGAUUUGGCUCCACAAGCCCGCCUGCUCCGCCAGCAAACAGACCGCGGUCACAGGCGCCCAUUAGCAGCAGUGAGCCUCCCAGCUACCACUCAAAAGUGGACAAACCUGAAAACCCGAGCCCUAAAAAACGCCCGACCCCAUCAGCUUCUCAGUCCCUACCGCAGCCGCCAGUAUCCAAACACCUUUUGACGAAAGUGGUGGGCCGCCCGAUUCCGGACAAAACUCUUCAUGAAAUGGAUGACAUAACUCCGUCUCCAGAAGACUUACCAAGCAAAACAUGA